AUGUUCGACCAGUACUUCGGACCCAAGGUGAAACUCUGGAAUGCCUCCCCUGAAGGUGCCGUACUCAAAGUCGACGGGGAGUUUUCGGUCCGGGACCCAACCGUCGACAAACUCGAUCAUUGGCGGGAGACGGCCAAGUUCACCGACAAAGAGAGUUUCUUCAGGAGUCAUCGACAGGACGGAUCCAGGAGUCCUUCUGCUCCCAUUAUAUCCCAAGGAGAACUGUCAUCUUGGCUUCGAGGACGAGGCUUUGAGGUUGUCAUGUUCCGGAUCAUACUGAAAGGCCUUCCACCAGAGGUUGACCCGGCGUUUAAUGCGCAAAAGUAG
Messenger RNA from Pseudomassariella vexata, 327 nucleotides. RefSeq lists its product as uncharacterized. Lineage: Eukaryota; Fungi; Ascomycota; Sordariomycetes; Amphisphaeriales; Pseudomassariaceae. The record is from RefSeq and is a predicted model, not a curated record. The transcript has 2 exons. The coding region runs from base 1 to 327 and encodes 108 amino acids.